Molecule: messenger RNA, 2291 nt
Organism: Kogia breviceps (pygmy sperm whale)
Lineage: Eukaryota; Metazoa; Chordata; Mammalia; Artiodactyla; Physeteridae
Source: RefSeq, a predicted model, not a curated record
AGUUCCCCCACCUGGGAUUGAACUCGUGCCCUCAGCAGUGAAAGCCAGAGUCCUAACCACUGGACCUCCAGGGAAUUCCCUGAAAUAGUAUUUUUAGCUUCUGGGAGCAGGCCGAUCUUCACCGAGUCCGAAACGAUAUGUCUCCAAACACUUGGGUGAUCAGCUGCAGAGAGCAUUUGGCAAAAAUAGGAUCCAGAUCCCUUUAAAGGCGGGGCGAAGCUCACCUGGAUAUAUCUUUUCCCAACUCCCCCUCCUGGCAGAGCUAGUCCUUUCCAGCAAGAAGCCCAGUCUCCUCAAUGUGUGGAUCUGUUGGGACUACAUUACCCAGAAUGCUCAGUAUCGAGCGGCAGGAACGCUACCCAAUGAACGCUUAGAGACUGGAGGCCACAUGAUGUGAGGGCGGAACUUCUGGCUUCCUUUUCACAGCGGCCAUGUUAGCUACUCUUGGUUUUGUUUGACCAGUGUGAGAGAUUUGGGGAUUGUGGGUCCAUCUCGAGUUGACGGAAUUGAGAAAGUCCGAGAGGAGGGGCUGUCCCUGCAGCAUAGAGGCGGGUCUGAAGUUCGGCGACGCCGCCUGGGGGCUCCGCGCCAGGCCCAGGAGAGGGUCCGCCGUGUCUGCGUCCCGCCUCUCCCGGCCCCGCUCCGCCCACAGAGUCCGAUGGCGGCGGCGGCGCCGCGGAACCUAUCUCAGGGCAGUGUGACCUUUGAGGAUGUGGCUGUGUACUUCUCCUGGGAGGAAUGGAAUCUCCUUGAUGAUGCUCAGAGAUGCCUGUACCACAACGUGAUGCUGGAGAACUUGGCACUUAUAACUUCCUUGGGUAAGGCUCACCAAGAGCAGAACAUUGGAGAGAAAUGCUUCAGAAGCAACAUGGACAGAGCCUCAUUUAUGAAAGACUGCAAAUUUUUUGUGUCAGGGAAGUCCCUUUCCCGUGGGGAGUCCACAUACACCAGGGAGAAGUCAAACAGGGGAACUGAGUGUGGAGCUGCCUUUCACAGGGGGAAAACUCAUUAUAACUCUGGAGAAUGUACUGAAGACUUUAGUUGCAAACACAUGCUUUUUCAGCACCAAAGAGUCCCCACUAGAGAAAAAUGCUACAUGUGCAGCGAAUGUGGGAAAUCUUUUAGCAAAAGCUACAGCCUCAAUGACCAUUGGAGAGUUCAUACUAGGGAAAAGCCUUAUGAGUGUGGGGAAUGUAGGAAAACCUUUAGGCAAAGCUCUAGCCUCAUUCAACACCGGAGAGUUCACACUGGAGCGAGGCCUCAUGAGUGUGACGAAUGUGGAAAAUUAUUUAGCAACAAAUCCAACCUCAUUAAACAUCGGAGAAUUCAUACUGGGGAAAGGCCGUAUGAGUGUAGUGAAUGUGGGAAAUCCUUUAGCGAAAGCUCUGCACUCCUUCAACACCGGAGUGUUCAUACUGGAGAAAGGCCUUAUGAGUGCAGUGAGUGUGGGAAAUUCUUUACCUACCACUCCAGUCUCAUAAAACACCAGAGAGUUCACUCUGGAUCAAGGCCCUAUGAGUGCAGUGAAUGUGGAAAAUCCUUUACUCAAAACUCUAGCCUCAUUGAACACCGUAGAGUUCAUAGUGGAGAAAGGCCUUAUAAGUGCAGCGAAUGUGGGAAAUCUUUUAGCCAAAGCUCUGCACUUCUGCAACAUCGGAGAGUUCACACUGGAGAAAGGCCUUAUGAGUGCAGCGAAUGUGGGAAAUUCUUUACUUACAGCUCCAGUCUCUUGAAACACCAGAGAGUUCACACUGGAUCAAGGCCUUAUGAGUGUAGUGAAUGUGGGAAAUCCUUUACUCAAAACUCCAGCCUCAUUAAACACAGGAGAAUUCACACUGGAGAAAAACCUUAUGAGUGCAGCGAAUGUGGGAAAUCUUUUAGCCAUAGCUCCAGCCUCAUUAAACACCGAAGAGUUCACACUGGUUAAAGGCUGAUGAGUGCAGUAAAGGUGGGAAAUCCUUUACCCAUAGGUCCAACUUCACUGACCACUAGAGUGUUCACAUUGGAGAAAGGCUUUACGUGCAUUUGAAUGUGGGAAAUUCAUCUCCAGGCUCCUAAAACACCAUAGUGUCACAUUGGAUGAAAGCCUUAUGAGUAUGGCAGAUGUGGAAAAUUGUUUGGCCAAAGUCUAGCCUCAAUACACUCCAGAGAAUUCGCAGUGGAAAAAGGCCUUGUAACUUACAAAUUCAGUGAGUGUGAGAAAGCCUUCCGCUGAAGAACUUACCUUAUGGGAUACCACAGAUUUCAAAUGGGAGAACUACCUUCAAUGUGCAGGUAUAUACAAUUUCUUU